GUCAGGAGUAUGAAAAGGGCCAGAGAUAUACGGGACCAACUGGAAGGGCUUCUCGAGAGAGUUGAAAUAGAACUCACCGCCAAUCUGAACGACUAUGAUUCAAUAAAGAAGUCUAUAGUAGCUGGGUUCUUCCCACACUCGGCCAAAUUACAGAAGAAUGGGUCAUAUAGAACAGUGAAACAUCCACAAACCGUAUACAUACAUCCUACUUCAGGACUAUCUCAGGUAUUACCAAGAUGGGUGGUAUAUCAUGAACUUGUCCUGACCACCAAGGAAUAUAUGCGCCAGGUGACAGAGUUGAAGCCGGAGUGGUUGGUGGAAAUAGCUCCUCACUUCUACCAACUCAAGGAUGUC
Messenger RNA from Tarenaya hassleriana, 354 nucleotides. RefSeq names its product pre-mRNA-splicing factor ATP-dependent RNA helicase DEAH1-like. NCBI's taxonomy places the organism in Eukaryota, Viridiplantae, Streptophyta, Magnoliopsida, Brassicales, Cleomaceae. The record is from RefSeq and is a predicted model, not a curated record. The annotation marks the transcript as partial. The transcript has 4 exons.